AUGCGCAUCACCCUCAAUAUAUUUAAUCCCCAAGCUGGGGAGCAGGACAGCCUGCUUACACUCGAAAUCUUCCCCGACAUGACCUUGGCCACCCUCCGCGAGUCUAUCCAGGCAGAAUCAACCAUCCCUCCGACCUCACAACACCUCUACCAUAAUGGCCGCCUAAUCUCCGACGAUACCCAGACGAUGGAGCAACACCAGAUCAAGGAUGGGGACAUGCUGGCUCUGCACGUCCGUGAUAUGCGAGGCAGCACAGGCGUACCAGAGCAAGCUCGGCGUCCUCAGCCUCGGAGACGAGGCGGCAAUGAACAAGACCCCGAGCUUAUUCGCCUUCAGAUUUUGGGUCAACCUGCAGUGAGGGCGCAGCUCCAGAGACAGCACCCUGAGCUGGCCGCGGCCGUGGACAACCCAGCUCGCUUUGCCCAGAUAUUUCACGAUAGCCAGGACCGAGAGCAGCGAGAGCGUAUGGAACGGCAACGGGAGAUUGAAAGAUUGAAUGACGACCCCUUUAAUGUCGAAAACCAGAGGAAGAUUGAAGAAAUGAUCCGUCAGGAGCGAGUUAUGGAGAACCUGCAAAAUGCCAUGGAGCACAACCCCGAGGUCUUUGGACGAGUCCACAUGCUCUACCUCGACGUGGCUGUGAACGGUCACAAUGUCAAAGCCUUGGUGGACUCUGGAGCCCAGGCAACCAUCAUGUCUCCUGCUUGUGCCGAGGAAUGUGGAAUUAUGCGUCUUGUUGAUACCCGAUUUGCUGGCGUUGCUCGUGGUGUGGGAACGGCCAACAUCAUCGGACGUGUCCAUUCGGCGCAGAUCAAGAUUGGAAACCUCUUCCUGCCCUGCAGUUUCACUGUCAUGGAGGGCAAGUCAGUCGAUCUGCUGCUCGGCCUCGAUAUGCUGAAGCGAUACCAGGCCACCAUUGACUUGGCCAAGGACAAGCUGAUCAUCCAAGGCGAGGAGGUUCCUUUCCUGGGAGAGGCAGAAAUCCCCAAAGAGGAGGAGGCAGCAAUUGUACAGGAGCCUACCUUGCCUGGUCCCGACGGAACAACCAUCGGACAACGGUCGGGCGCUGUUCUUCCUCCCGGUGAACAGCAACAGCAACCUGCGGCAGCUCCUCCUCAGCCCGCGCCAGUCGCUGCACCCGCUGCUCCCCCUGCUGCGCCUCCAGCUGCGGCCCCAGCCCAGCCUGCUGCUCCGAGGAUACAGAUUUCGCCGCAAGCUAUUGAGAGCCUGGUAUCAAUGGGAGCUACGAGGGAGCAAGCGAUCCAGGCACUCCAAGCAGCAGACGGCAACGCGGACGUGGCUGCCAGUUUGAUCUUUUUCUAA
Molecule: messenger RNA, 1323 nt
Organism: Fusarium falciforme
Lineage: Eukaryota; Fungi; Ascomycota; Sordariomycetes; Hypocreales; Nectriaceae
Product: DNA damage-inducible protein 1
Exons: 3
Coding region: 1-1323 (440 amino acids)
Biological process (GO): proteolysis
Molecular function (GO): protein binding; aspartic-type endopeptidase activity
Source: RefSeq, a predicted model, not a curated record